Molecule: messenger RNA, 1788 nt
Organism: Monoraphidium neglectum
Lineage: Eukaryota; Viridiplantae; Chlorophyta; Chlorophyceae; Sphaeropleales; Selenastraceae
Exons: 1
Coding region: 1-1788 (595 amino acids)
Source: RefSeq, a predicted model, not a curated record
AUGUCGAACAUUGCGGAAGUCUGGACGGCGGUGACCUCUGCAGCGACGCGCGUGGGGAGAGCCCAGCAGCAGCAGGAGCAGCAGCAGCAGCAGGAGCAGCCGCAGGAGCAGGAGGUGGAACAGGAGCAGGACUCUCAGCAGCGGAAGGGCUUGUUGGGGGGCGGCCGCGACGCGGACGCGAGGCAAGUGGGGUCUGCGUUGGCGGCGGCGACGGCGGACGUCGGCGGCCGGCAGCCGGCCGUGGUGAAGCUCGAGCCUGCGCAGGAAGACGUCGUACAUGCUGACGUCAUCGAUGGUGACGUCAUCGACGAGCGUGCGCGGGCGGGUGUGGACGGGCUGCGGCGGGCGCAGGCAGACGGGCAGGACGAGCCCAUGGAAGAGCAGCACGAGGAACAGCAAGCGGCAGAGUCGCAGCAGCAGCAGGAGGAGGACGAGCAACUGCAGCAGCGGCAGCAAGAGGGACGGCAAGAGUCCGAGUUGCUGCAGCAGCAGGAGCAAUUGAGGCAGCAACAAGACGACCAGCGAGAGAAGCAGCAGGAGGGGGAUCAGCUGCACCUCCAUCAACCCGAGCCGCAGCCCUCCCGGCCGCGCUCACUGCGGCGCCUGCGCAGCAUGGGCGACAGCUCAUUGGCCGCCGGCUCGCCAGACGCAUCAACCAGCGGGUCUCACCCUGGCAGGGACUCACCGGCCAAGGGCGCCACCGCUGCGCCGCCCCCAGGCGCCCCCGCGCGCCGCGGCAAGGCGGCGGGCGCCGAGCCGGCCUCGCAGCCGCCCGCUCCCGAGGGCGGACGCACGCGCGGGGCGGCGGCGGCAGCGGCGCUGGCGGCGGCGGCUGCGGGCGCAGCGGAGGGGCCCGGGGGCGGCCGCGGGCAGAAGCGUCGGAAGGGUGAUGGGGAAGAUCGGACGGACGGGCCCGGGGGCGAAGCGACCGCAGAGGCGACUGCGGAGCAGGGCGACUUGAUCGAAGGUACCGGUCAGGGCACCCUCGUCAAGGAGCCGUCCGCCGCGACAGAUGCGACAGGUACCGAGGAGAAGCGGCCAGACGAGGAGGCGCCGGCGAAGCGGCGGCGCGGCCGCCCGCCCAAGGUGCGUCCGGAGCAGCAGCAGGACCGGCAGCCGUCUGCAGCUGCGCAGGCUGAGGGGCAGCAGGAGCAGCAGCAGGAGCAGCAGGAGCCGGAGCAGCAGGAUGAGCAGCAGCAGGGCCAGCAGCACCAGCAGCAGCAGCAAAAGCAGGAGAAGCAGCACCAGGACCAGCAGCACACGCAGGAGGAGCAGCAGCAAGCCCAGCCAGCCAGCGAGGGGGAGCAGCAGGGGCGGCCGCAGGCCGCCGCCCAGGUGGCCGAGACUGCUGGCGCCGCCGCCUCAACCUCGACAGGCGGCUCAAAGCCCCCACUAGGCGCGGCCAGGCCCACCGGCGGCGCCGAAGAGGCGGCAACCGCCGCUUGGAGCGCCCUCGGCGGCGAGCAAGCGCCGCAGGGCGAGCGGCAGCCCGAGGGCGCGCAGGACAGCUGCACACAGCAGCAGCAGCAGCAGCAGCAGCAGCAGCAGCAGCAGCAGCAGCAGCGGUUGGCGGAGCCGCCGGACCCCCAGCAGGAGCAGCGCCGCCGCCUGGUGCGCCUGCGGGACGCGCUCGCACAAGAGCAGCGCCAGGCGGCGCGCCGGCGGCGCGAGGCGGCCGCGAUGCCGCAGAUCACGGUCCGGCCGGCGGCGUCGUGGCCGGCGGUGCUGGACGUGGGGCGCAUGUUUGCAGAUGUUGUCAAGGUGUGGCGGCCGCGGACGCUGGAGUGA